Styela clava is the source of this 1214-nucleotide messenger RNA. NCBI's taxonomy places the organism in Eukaryota, Metazoa, Chordata, Ascidiacea, Stolidobranchia, Styelidae. The record is from RefSeq and is a predicted model, not a curated record.
UCUUUUCUCAGUAUUUUUUUUUUCUGUGUAAGGCGAUACGGUAUGCUCCCAUUACCAAUUUCUCCGUCAGAGGUAAAGCACAUUGCUCGUUUGCCGAAAUACAAAGGCCAGGAAUAUCUUGCUAGAAAGCUGCAACUCAGUCCCAUUGAUGAGGAAGAUGACUUGAAAUCAGCACUGUUGGUUGAUUAUUAUUAUGACGUCUUACAAUAUGCAGUCAAUCGUGGCAUGGCAUGGAAGGAUGUUGUUUCAUGUUUAAAUUUUGCUUCAGACAUAUUGGAUGCAACUCAAGGACAAGUGUUAGUUACUGCAGUGAGGCUUCUUCAAAACAUGGCAGUAAAUUAUGUAUCUGAAGGAAAAAUUACCCUUCAAAAUGCCCAACUCAUAUGCAAAUAUUUUACAGGCACUUUUUUGGCUCAUUUCAAGUUAUACCAGUAUGUGCUAUCUCGUCCUCAAGAAGAACACAGAGGACAUGUUUCUUUGAUGAUUGAAGUGCCAACUGAGUUAAUGAAACUUGCAGAUGCGGAUACAUUACAGGUUUGGGAAUAUGCCAACAAGAUGAAUGAAAUAGACAAAAAAGAAGAGGAUAAAAGAGUGGAAGUUGAAAAUCAACGACUUGAAAUUGAGAAAAAAUCUGAGUGUAUGGAAUAUGAUAUUAAAGCUCAGUUUUUGGAGGGUGAAAUCAAAUCACUAAGCCUAAAUGAUGCAGAAAAAUUGAUUUCUGAAGUUGCCACAACAAAAUUAUCACUUUUGGUUGAAGACAUUGGCACUAACAUCACAGAGAUGAAGGAUUCUACUGAUAUUGCUAUACAAAGACAAGCCAUACCUGUACCACCAGAUUGGAAGAACAGUCAGACUUUUCUGGCUAAAAAUGCCAGCCAAAACAAACCAAAAUCACCUGAAGGAUCCAGAAAAUCAUCUGCAAAAUCUGCUUCCUCAAGAAAAAAGAAAUAAGAAUAUAUUUGUUAAAAUGUAGCUUCUGUAAGACGUUUUUGUUAAUUUUUUUAUGGGAUGCUUUAUGCAAGGUCACAAGUCUUCUUCUAACUAUUUUUUUGCAUAUUUUCACCAAGCAAGAUUAUUAAUUCAUAGCUUGAAAAGUUGUAUUGAUACGGGUCACCGUAUCACUUAUAGAUAUAAAAGGUAACAUUUUAUAAUAUCAAUAGUAUUAUGUUGGUUUUAUUGUAUAUUUUUAUAAUAAAAUAACCAGGGUUACCGUA